AUGCCAGCCGACGUCAACAGGCGCAAUUUCUUCGGUAUUGGAGAGAUACUGGGUGUGCUCGCUAAUCCCUCGGAAACGCUCCGUUCGCUCACAGAAUCGAAGAAAAUGUUAGCAGAGGCUAGGCAGGAGUUGGCUGAAGCACGAGAACGUGCUCAGUUGAGCCCCACGCACACGUUCUCGCCGCUACCCGGUUUCUUCGAUAGGCCCGCUGAGCUUAAGGCUAUAGAGCGCGCACUACAGGGAGAACCUAGUUUUACUGUGCUCUUCGGUGCGAGCAGUGUUGGAAAGACAGCCCUUUUACGCCAAGUCCUUACCCGUUCAAAGUAUCACGUUCUGCAUUUCGAUCUUCGUAUCGCUGGAUUCGCCGACCUGGCGAGUCUAUACAUGAGUCUCAAUCAACAAAUGGAGGCGUACUUCAUGGCGAUUGCUGAGGAUCCAGAAAUGCCUGGCUACAAGGAGUUUGAGAAGGAAGCUUGGGCAUUCAAGCACGAUCGACUCAACGUGGAACGGCGCAUGGCGAGCUCGACUCAAUCAGGGGAAACCCUUGCGCACACCAGCAUGGGUGAGAUCAAGACGAGCGAUGUCGCACGGUUGAUGGAGCUCUUGUGGCAGAGCUCCCUGUUGCGUUAUUGGAACUUCCAGCCUGACCUCUCGGCUGCGUCGUCGUCGAAGACACCCCUGCGGAAGGCGAGCACGGACACCGUCACUUCCACUAGGAGCGACCGUACGCGCGACAGCCGGGUCUCAUGGAGGAUGAAGCUCUUUGGCAAGCGCAGCAGGCGCGCGGACUCGAAGGCCAGUGACGCUGGGCGUGAAACCAUGAAUGGUGAUGCAAGGCAUGAGACAAAGGGCAAGGAGAAGGAGCGCCUCCCACCGGUGAAGAAGAUCCCCGUUUUCUUCAUUGACGAGGCGCAUAAGUUGCCGGCGCUGAUACGCUCGGUGGACGCUAUGAAGGCGCUGCUGGAUGCCAUGUUGGUGCUCACGAAGCAGGAUCGUUUGUGUCACGUCAUACAUGCGACGAGCGAUCCAUUCUAUCAGACGUGGUUGCGGCAGCUGAACGUAAUGCAGCACUGUAAGAUCAUCACCAUUGGCGAUUAUUCGAAGGGGGACACAAGACGCUUUUUCCGGGAGAGGAUUCUACCUAUCGUCCCUGAGCCGCUCCGCUAUGGCUUGGACUUUGAACGCCUCUUUGAAGCUUUCGGAGGAAAGUUGGCACACUGGCAGGACUUUAUCACGGACUACAUCAAACAAAGCUCCCAUUUCUUGCAAGCGCAUGCGCUCCUUAACCUUCACAUCAUACAUUCGGCCCAGUCUCCCCCUCGCCCUAGUGGUUCUGGUACGGAAGGCGCUGGCGAGGCCGCGCCCGAUCCAGACACCCAUGAUGGGUCGCAGCGUGCGAUCCAUCGGCUCUCCCCUCCGCCCGGCUCGAAUAACGGGUUCCGUAUCUACUCUCCUCUUGUUAACCCCCACGCAGCACCAUCAACGUUUGGGGCCACUAACGGAGAUGGACAGGACGCGCCGGAGUUCCGUGCGGACUUCACGGCGAUACAGCUGCUGAAGGUGAUGAAUCGUCUUGCGCAGCCGGGUGCGCGUUCGCUGCCCUAUUUCCUGCUCUGCCGCGAGAUGGGUGUGCGUGCGGUGGACGGUAUGGUGCGCGGGCGGAUCCUGGACCUCAGGUGGACGGACCCGAUCACGAAGGAGGGCGUGGACGGCCGGGCAGUGAGCAUGCGUCUGCGAGACAGCACGCGGAUCCGGGACAGCGCACGGCUGCGCGAGAGUAUGCGCGUCCGGGAGAGCGUCCGCGUGCAGCUCGCGGCAGGGAGCAGCGCCACGGCAGUGAACGACUACGGCGACGUCGUGCCGUCAGAGGAGGGCGAGAUGGUACCGAUGAACGAGGACGAGCUCAUCCGGGCGAACGAGCGGUUGAUGGAUAACGGACCGGAGGAGUUCGAGGAAGACGUCGUUGGCCCGAAGCUGGUGCCCAUCACGCCAAUCAUGCGAUAUGCCAUGCGGGAGGUGGUGCAGGAGUAUUAUGACGACGACGACCAGACGGUGUCAGAGUAUGCAUCUCUCUCCGAGGUGGAGGAAUAUUGAGGUCUCAUUCCGUCCUACUGGUAUGCACCGCUUAUGUGGUCGUUUGCGUGGCGCUGGCUCGUCCUUGAAAUGAUAUGUGUAC
Postia placenta MAD-698-R-SB12 is the source of this 2176-nucleotide messenger RNA. RefSeq lists its product as hypothetical. The coding region runs from base 1 to 2094 and encodes 697 amino acids. The transcript has 9 exons. NCBI's taxonomy places the organism in Eukaryota, Fungi, Basidiomycota, Agaricomycetes, Polyporales, Adustoporiaceae. The record is from RefSeq and is a predicted model, not a curated record.